Molecule: messenger RNA, 501 nt
Organism: Dibothriocephalus latus
Lineage: Eukaryota; Metazoa; Platyhelminthes; Cestoda; Diphyllobothriidea; Diphyllobothriidae
Source: the annotation of a GenBank genome assembly
AUGCUCAUGUGCUUUGGUGGCUCCAUCCUCUCAAACUUUGUUAUGGGCGAGCCUCUUUUCACUUGCUUCGACGAUUACCGUGCAGUCUUGACCGCCACUGCUGUCUGGUAUCUCAUCAACUACUCUCCGUUUGAUAUUGUCUACACGCUUUGCCGAGUCUUCUCAAUUCGUCUUAUAAUUUGUGCCUUCAAGGAAGUUCAACGGGCCAAAAAGAUUUCCAUUGGUGUGGCACAUGCCUAUGAACACUAUCCGAGCAGCAUUUUCACUUGCCUUUUGUCUGGCAUCUUAAAGGGUGCGGGCUACCUUGAGAUGAGGAUUUUGGCUCGGCUUGCUCGAGGCGUUUGGCUGCCAGCUUCAACCGAGUUCCUUCACCCUAGCUUCACAACCGAAAUCUCACUCCUGGCGGCUGUCGUCUACUACUGCGAACAUCUUGGCAUGAUUCCCCUACCUUCAAACCAGGUCUUCUUGCUAGUCGUCGGAGUGCUAGUGUACUUGCGGUAA